AGCUUGCCUUCCUUCCGGUGCGUCAUUUUCUGACAUGGCGGUUCCCCACAACCCCUGUGACUUGACUCCAAUUCUUUCUGAUUCCAACUCCACCGAGGAGAAACGACCCCAGUUCGGGACUCGCUUCCUUACGGACCCCCGGCAGGUUUUCCAGCACAACGCCUGGGACAACGUGGAGUGGACUGAGGAGCAAGAAGCAGCUGCGAAGACCAAAGUGCAAGAAAAUAGUCAGCCCCUGCCUCAAGAGAAACAAGAUGACUACGACAACCGGGCCAACGAGUACUGGAACGACUUCUACACCAUCCACGAAAAUCGCUUCUUCAAAGACCGCCACUGGCUAUUCACAGAGUUCCCGGAGUUGGCUCCAGCUCGCGGCGAGUGCCCGGACCAACUACCCCGUCCUGAGGUCCCUUGCACAGUUGGCUGUCCUCAGAGCAGUUUAGAUGUCGGGCAAAGUGACGCAAACCGCGGCUUCCCAGGUUCUUCUGCCACGUAUCGCAUUCUUGAGGUCGGCUGUGGUGUAGGCAACACAGUGUUUCCCAUCUUGAAGACGAACAAUGAUCCAGGACUUUUUGUGUACUGCUGUGAUUUCUCUAGCACCGCCGUGGAGCUUGUUAAGGCUAACCAAGAGUACAACCCCGCUCGAUGUUUCGCUUUUGUACAUGACUUGAGCGACGCCAACGCCUCGUACCCCAUCCUGGACGGAACCCUGGAUGUCGUGGUGCUCAUCUUUGUGCUUUCGGCAUUGCAUCCGGACAAGAUGCAGGCAUCCAUCAGUAGACUAGCGAGGCUGCUCAGGCCCGGCGGAGUGAUGUUGCUCAGGGACUACGGCCGCUACGACUUGGCGCAGCUACGCUUCAAGAAAGGAAGGUGUCUGUCAGACAACUUUUAUGUCCGUGGUGACGGAACAAGAGUGUACUUCUUUACUCAAGACGAGCUCCAUGCCAUGUUCACGGAGGCCGGCCUGGAGAAGGUGCAGAACCUGGUGGACCGAAGGCUGCAGGUGAACCGGGGCAAGCAGCUGACCAUGUACAGGGUGUGGAUCCAGUGCAAGUACCGCCAAGCUUCCGGAGACCAGGGCACAGGGGGAAACCCACAGUCCUGAUUCCAAGAGAUGAAACCAUCAGGACAUUGUUAGGGCACAAAGAAUAUAACCAGAUCCUGCCACGGCGUCCAUCCAUCCAUUUUCUACAGUCCUAAUUACCGUAAUUAGCUUAUCUACACUGGUUAAUUGGAGACAAUUUACAGUCUAACAUGUUUGUAUUGGGAUACAAGAGGAAGCCGGAGUACCUGCAUGGGGAGAACUCCAAACACACAAGGACUCGAACCUGGAUUUCCGGACUGCGAGGUGGUUGUGCUAACCACUUGCAACACCGUGCCAUAAUGAUAUCAUAUUAGAUGUAUUCACAUGAAAAAAGGCUGGUCACCUUUGUCCUCAUGUUUCUAGUUUUUCAUUUUUAGAAAGGCAUUUUUUGGAAUAUCAUUGUAGCAUUUUAACCGUUUUGUACAAACAAAAUAAAAAUACAAGCAAA
Messenger RNA from Nerophis ophidion (straightnose pipefish), 1532 nucleotides. RefSeq names its product methyltransferase 2A, methylcytidine (gene mettl2a). The transcript is spliced from 9 exons. The record is from RefSeq and is a predicted model, not a curated record. NCBI's taxonomy places the organism in Eukaryota, Metazoa, Chordata, Actinopteri, Syngnathiformes, Syngnathidae. Bases 35 to 1105 code for a protein of 356 amino acids. Gene Ontology annotation, molecular function: tRNA (cytidine-N3)-methyltransferase activity.